AACGGAUUUCACUCCAUUCAGAAUGCAUGGGGAUAAUCCUGAUCAGGAUUCUUCCGGCAUAGAGCCCUGACGACGGAACUUUAUGCCGGAACAGAAGAACGCAAGUGUGAAAGAGCCCUAAGUUACCUUGUAGCAGUAAGAAGGAAAGAUAACCCUUUAUUUCGAAAAUAUUUCCCCUUGUUUAGUAAAAAAAAGGAAAGUUAAAAGGUUCAUCUCACCUGAGACAUUGGUGGCAUAUCGCUAGGGUCCCACCUUUAGGACUCGCACCUUUCUCUAUAACCGGCCCCAGAAAGUGAAGAGCACACCGACCACUGCUCUAUUAACUUCUCCGGACUGCCAGAGAUAACGAUCCGGCACUCGGCUAUUUUUGGGAACAUGCUAUGGAGGGUCGUCUGACAGUAAUACCACCUGAAGUUCCUCUCUUUUGCGUGGGCCGCUAGAGAUAAUCCUUUAGAGAAGGCACACAUCUUGAGAACGUUAUCCGAUGUAAAAGUAAGCUGUAGGUCUGCUACCCACUUUCGAAAAUAAAGAGCUAUGUCUGCAUUGCUCCGAUCUAAAAGAAUCCUGUACAUCUGUGACAAUAGUGGACUUUGAAGUGAGUUCCGGGAUGUAGAAAGAGAUUGUCGAAGUCAGUUAAGUCAUGGCGAUGCCCAUGGCUGAGUAAUCUAUCUAAUCUAUCUAAGAAGGAUCUCAAUUGGGAGUAUGAAAGCCAUAAAGAACCUCUAAAACUGAGGGACUCAAAAGGCACUAUUCUUUUUAUCUCUCAUUGCAUCUCGGACCCAUGGGCAUGAAGAUUUAUCCCAUAUCAGACACGUAUCCACGCUUAGUCCAGGGAUGAAAGCAGGAUUGCCUAAAAGAGGCAUCAUAGGACCUGGUCUUUGUGAGAUCUGAAACUUCAAGACACAGGUAUUCCAUUGAGUAAGAGCGUGACGAACUAGGAAGGGCCACUCCUUUAAUGGUGGUCUAUCAUCCUGGAUCACCCAUGGAGCAACCAGUAGAUCCAUUGGGGAGAGUUCUUGUUCUAUUUGGACCCAAAGUUUCAGAGAUUACUUAUUAGACCAGUUUAAGAUCAAUCACCAAAGCAUGGUACAGCUUAACAUCAGGUAGUCCUGCUCCUCCCUUAAUUCUAGGUUUGGUCAAUGCCAACGAAAAGAGAAAUUGCUUUGUACAAGGUGCACAUCAGUCAAGGGGAGCAAUAUAUUCAGAAUUUCACUUUUGGUGAGAUUAAUCUUGAAAUUGCUGAUGGUGUACGUUCUCUCAUGGAUCCUUCCUUAGUUCAGAGAAAGGAACCGUCCAUUCAUCAAGUAUAAGGCAAAGAUUUAUGUAAAGCAAUAGAGACCACUUUCGAUUAGAGUCAGGAUUGGUACUAUGAGACCAGUAAGAGUAAUAUUUAAAAUAUAUGCCAGGCAUAAGACCUUUCUUAAAGUGUGUUUCCUGGACCCUCUCUCUGUGCCUGUGAUACAAGACCUUAGAGCGUUUUUAAGGAAUAUUGAAUCCCCUAACAUUUAGCAAGGCAAGUCUGACACUAGUUGGAGUGUAAGGAUGGGAUAGGGAAAGAUCGACCAGGGAAGGAAAGGAACAGAAUAGAAAAGAGAAUAAAAGGAGAGUAAAGGAAAAGAGAAUAAAGGAGAUAGAAAAGAGAUUGAGAAAUCACUUGUACAGCACUAAAGGGAAAAAAGGGGAGGGGGUUAGAGUAAAAACUCAAAAUAUAGUGACAGAGAAAUGUCACUAGUACUGUGCAGUAUCUAACCUUCCCAGAAAAGCAAAAAAAAGAAAAUUCUCUGUGGAGUUCACCAUCUUUAACUAGGUAAAGACGAAUCCCUGGGUAGAAGACGGACUUCCAACGACAGAGCAGAGGAGCCACCCCGAAGCUGAGAAACUAGAUAAUAAAAUAGACAAUUAACAAGCAGGAUGUUGCCACCCUACCAUCAGAGCCACCAAACUGGCAAUAAGGCAAACAUAUACAUUACUAUUGCAUCACAGAGAAUUUUAGAUGAAGGAUACACCAAAAGACGAAACAGAAAUCAAACAUGGAGCUGAGCUGUGAAAGGUAAAGAACCCUCUUUUGGUUAGGUGAGUGUCUCUGCCUAAUGGAUAUUAUACUUUCUGUGACAUCUGGAAUAAACUGAAUAUACUUUUCCUGAAGUCCUCUGACAGUUUCAGGUGGGUUGGGUAGUGCUGCUUUGCCGCUGUAGGUUGCUCCUGGGUCUCUGCAUGAGGGAUCAAGAAGGCAGUGGAGGUAAGCUAUACCAAUCUGGUAGCUGAAUCAUGGGGAGGUCUAACGCUGCGAUGAACAAUGGCAGAUCCUCUGGGCCCCGGAGCUCAAUACGUUGACCGUUCUUGCGGACUACUAGCUGGAAUGGAAAGCCCCACAUAUAGAGAAGGUCGUUUGCUCUUAGGAAAUCUAACAUAGGUUUAAGGACUCUCCUCUGGGCCAAAGUGAAACGUGAAAGAUCUUGCAGGAUUGUUAAGGUAGGCCCAUCAAAGUGAAUAGUAGAAAAGUUACGGGCCUUGCGUAUAAUUUGCUCCUUCACAGCGAAAUAAUGGAGAUGGCAAUUGACAACAUCUAGGCUUGGAGGGAUCCAGGUUGAUCGGAGCCAGGGUCCUACGGGCUCUGCCGAUUUCCAUUCCAGUAAGAAACUGGUCUCUCAAUUAUAGUGUUAAAUAGGCCUUAGAGUGUUGGAAUCAAGUCCUCCAUUUUAGUAGAUUCAGGAAGACCUCUUAUUCUUUCAUUAUUUCUCCUGCUACGAUUCUCAAUAUCAUCAUGAAGAUGGUAUAGAUGGCAUAUAUGACGGUCAAUCGUUUCCCCUUGGGCCACCAAUUCAUCCACUUUAGCAGAUGUAUGAUCAUGCAUGGAGGCAACUUCUUCAACCCUCUCCUCUAUAGCUUUCACAUUUCACUACAGAUAGCUCCUGCUUAUAGGAGUUUUCCAAUCUCUCCACAAAUUUCUCAAUUUCUUGAUGCGUGGGGAGCAAUUUCAUGUGCUCUUUCCAAUCCCACUGAGUAUCAGGGGGACCCCUCUCCAACAUAUUGGCACAAUCAAUCAACUCCGGCCGGGUGGAGGAGCGCUGUGGUAAAGGAUUCAGCGGGAUUAGGUACAGAGGUGUGGAGGUAUGUCUCACCGAAUCAGUUCUUGUUUCUGCGGGUGGCGGAGUCGCGAUGGCCUGCUGGGCCAGGCAGAAAGGUGCAGCGUCUGGAUUGCAGCCUGCAGGGGUCACGUCCCGAAUCGCUCCCGCAGCAAAUAAGCGCUGUAUGCCACCUUGUUCCGCCGGAGUCCCAGCUGAGCGAGUGCCAGCAAGGGACCCUUUUUGUCCUCACCAUAGGUGCCCUCAGAGGACUCUGGAGAGGGCCGGCAUGGUUAGUCUCAGUCUCGUGGCGGGAGUUCCUGUGUGAUGCGUGCUUACACCGCCAGGAGCCCUUACGCUGAGGUGUACUUUCUCAGGAGCAGUUGGGCCACAUAGCAGCUGCUCUAACCAAUACCCUGGCAGUUAGGCUGCCUGAUAUUAAGGGUCCAAGUGCUCAGUCCUUUCUGGGGGACGGUUGUAUGUCAUCAUCUUAGAGACACUAAUAGCCUAUGGCAUUUUUCUGGUGUAGUAUAAACUACGAAUAGAGAUAUGGAAAUUAUAGCUAGGUAAAAGUGAAAAGUAAUAAACAGUGAUAAAUGAGUCAUUGCCGCCCGUUCAGGAGGAGUUACUCAUUGACUUGGGUUUACUGCAAAACAUUAUACGGUAAUAAUAUAUAUAUAAAGUGUCAUGAUUUCUUUAUAAUUCAUCACAUUUCUUUAUAACUGAAUCUCCUCCUUCUUCUUCAUUCCUCUAUAAAGUAACAAAACAUAUUGCUUCCAAGACCAGUAUCGACCUUAGGGAGACUCAAGACCAAAAAUGGCUAAUUUGUUCACUUUCAUAGCAGAGUUUUUAUCCAUAAGUAUGGCACUGAGUAUAUUGCUGAUAGUAAUUUUCUCAGUGCACUUUAUUAUUAGACGUAAGAAGUCACCAUAUAAUUUACCUCCAGGUCCAACACCACUACCUCUUAUAGGAAACCUGCACUUAUUGGACCUCAGACGACAGGACCUCUCUCUGAUCAAGGUCAGCGGUUUAAACUUAGAGAAUUUUCAUGUGGCCCAACAAAUAUUACCUUUGCCAUGUUAUUUGGCAACAGGUAUGACUACAGUGAUCCGAUCUACGUGCACUUGCUGGAUCUGAUUGAUGAUAUUGUUAUUUUGCUUGGCUCACCCUACUUACAGCUGUUUAACCUGUACCCAAUACUUGCGGUAUUUAUGAAGACCCACAAAAUCCUACUGGAAAAGAUUGACAAGAUUUGCGCAGUGUUAAAAACGGACAUUCAGGCCAAAAGAAGGAAAAUGGAUUUCAACUUCCUGUACACAUUUAUUGAAGCUAUAGUUGCCAAACAAGAAGAGGAAAGGACAAAUAAAGACACUCUGUUUCAUGACGCUAACGUGCUAGCUACAGUACUAGAUUUGGUUAUGGCCGGGACAGAGACCACCUCUACUACACUGCAGUGGGGGAUUCUGCUGAUGAUGAAAUAUCCUGAAGUGCAGAAAAAAGUUAAAAAAGAAAUUAUUUUGGUUCUCGAAUCCGGACGUCUACCAAGAUUUGAAGACAGAAAUGCAAUGCCGUAUACCAACGCUGUGGUACAUGAAGUUCAGAGAUUUGCCAACCUCAUUCCAAAUAUUCCACAUGCCACAUCUAGAGACACGUAUUUCAAAGGUUACCAUAUCCCAAAGGGAACAACUGUGAUCCCGCUGCUUACAUCCGUGCUGUACGACAAACGUCACUGGGAGACGCCAUUCCAGUUUAAUCCUGACCACUUCUUGGAUGCUGAGGGGAAAUUUGUAAAGAAAGCAGCUUUUGUGCCCUUCUCCAUGGGGCGAAGACUUUGCUUGGGAGAGAGUCUUGCGAAGAUGGAGCUGCUUCAAAAGUUCACGUUUAGCCCUCCACCUGGUAUGGAGUUAGACCUCGAUGCCGACCCGUGUUUUACUCUAAGGCCGCAGCCUCACCUGGAGUGUUGUGCUGAGGUGAAAUAAUUAGUCUACAGGAGGACUGCACUUUGGGGGUCAUUUAUCAAACUGGUGUAAAGUAGAA
Messenger RNA from Bufo gargarizans (Asiatic toad), 5102 nucleotides. RefSeq names its product cytochrome P450 2W1-like. Gene Ontology annotation, molecular function: oxidoreductase activity, acting on paired donors, with incorporation or reduction of molecular oxygen, reduced flavin or flavoprotein as one donor, and incorporation of one atom of oxygen; iron ion binding; heme binding. The coding region runs from base 4142 to 5044 and encodes 300 amino acids. The transcript is spliced from 7 exons. The record is from RefSeq and is a predicted model, not a curated record. Gene Ontology annotation, biological process: xenobiotic metabolic process. NCBI's taxonomy places the organism in Eukaryota, Metazoa, Chordata, Amphibia, Anura, Bufonidae. Gene Ontology annotation, cellular component: cytoplasm; intracellular membrane-bounded organelle.